AUGUUGCGAACAGUUCUCCUUAGAUCAGCACGUAGUGCUACUUGCCAGGCAGUCCGAAGAUCAAGCCCAAUCGCGCGCCCGGCUCUCGCAAGCUCUUUCGUCAAGCAGUCACAAUUCGCCCCAUCCGCCUUCCAAGCUGCGAGAUGUUACUCUGCUGCCGCUGGCCUCGAGAAACCAGAAGUUGAGGGGAGAAUAAUUGACCUCCUGAAGAACUUUGAUAAAGUUUCUGACCCUACAAAGCUUUCAGCUUCUUCCCACUUUGCCAACGAUCUGGGUCUGGACAGUUUGGAUACCGUCGAGGUUGUGAUGGCUAUUGAAGAGGAAUUCAGCAUUGAGAUUCCGGAUAAGGAGGCGGAUGCCAUUCACAGUGUUGACAAGGCCGUUGAAUACAUCCUUGCACAACCAGAUGGUAAGUCCGUACACUCAUUUUUAUAUGCAUGA
Lachnellula hyalina is the source of this 441-nucleotide messenger RNA. It is a transcript of the gene nuo-12, whose product is annotated as Acyl carrier protein, mitochondrial. Gene Ontology annotation, biological process: fatty acid biosynthetic process. Bases 1 to 441 code for a protein of 146 amino acids. The record is from RefSeq and is a predicted model, not a curated record. Lineage: Eukaryota; Fungi; Ascomycota; Leotiomycetes; Helotiales; Lachnaceae. Gene Ontology annotation, molecular function: acyl binding; acyl carrier activity. Gene Ontology annotation, cellular component: mitochondrion. The transcript has 5 exons.